This is a messenger RNA of Archocentrus centrarchus (flier cichlid), 1479 nucleotides long. RefSeq names its product makorin, ring finger protein, 2 (gene mkrn2). Gene Ontology annotation, biological process: protein polyubiquitination. The transcript has 10 exons. The record is from RefSeq and is a predicted model, not a curated record. Bases 125 to 1354 code for a protein of 409 amino acids. Lineage: Eukaryota; Metazoa; Chordata; Actinopteri; Cichliformes; Cichlidae. Gene Ontology annotation, molecular function: ubiquitin protein ligase activity; metal ion binding.
GGAGGAGGAGCAGGAGGACGAGGGUCCUGUCGGAACCUACUGCUGUGUCCGCGGCGCUCCGUCGGAGUAGUUUGAGCGGCACACCGCGGUGACGGCUCGGAGCAGCUGAAGGUCUGCGAGGAAGAUGAGCACCAAACAGGUGACCUGCAGGUACUUCCUCCAUGGCGUGUGCAGGGAGGGCAGCCGCUGCCUCUUCUCUCACGACCCGAGCACCAGCAAACCCUCCACCAUCUGUAAGUUCUACCAGAGAGGAGCAUGCGCCUAUGGAGAGCGCUGCAGGUAUGAUCACAUCAGGCUGUCAUCCAGAGGAGGAGGAGGGGGCGGAGCUUCAGAGAACCUGACAGGAGGAGGAGGAAGCAGGGUUGGCAGAGGCGGAGCCAAGAAGACGCUGGUGCUGAGAGACAGAGUGCUUGGGGUCGAUGACACGUUUGGGAGUCCAUCAGAGAGCUCAGGGUCAGAGCUCACGGCAGCGGCGGCUCCUCAGUCUUAUGUGGACGCCAUCAGGACAGGUCUGGAUGCCUCAGCCCAGGAACAAGCUCCUCACCCAGGAGGCGGAGCCUACCCAGACCUCCCCCAGCUGUGUCCCUAUGCUGCCACCGGCCAAUGUGUCUUCAAGGACAGCUGUACGUACCUCCAUGGCGACCUGUGUGAGGUGUGUCGCCUGCAGGUGCUCCACCCCCACGACCCCGAGCAGAGGAGAGCGCACGAGAAGAUAUGUCUGCUGGCCUUCGAGGCCGACAUGGAGAAGGCGUUCGCGGCUCAGCUCAGCCAGGACAAGGUGUGCUCCAUCUGCAUGGAUGUGGUGGUGCAGAAGGCAAACCCGUCUGACCGCCGCUUUGGCAUCCUGUCCUCCUGCAGUCACAUCUUCUGUCUGGCCUGCAUUCGAAAGUGGCGCUGCACCCGAAACUUCCACAACAAGAUCAUCAAGUCGUGCCCACAGUGUCGGGUCAUCUCAGAGUUCGUCAUCCCUUCGGUGUACUGGGUGGAGGACCAGGAUGAGAAGGACCACCUUAUUGAACUCUUCAAGUCUGGAGUCAGCAAGAAGGCCUGUAAGUACUUCGAUCAGGGUCGCAGCUCGUGUCCUUUUGGUGGGAAGUGUUUGUACCUCCAUGCCUUCCCGGAUGGAACUCGGGCGGAGGCCGAGCGCCCGCGGAAGCAGCUGAGCUCCGAGGGGAACGUGCGGUUCAUGAACAGCGUCCGCCUGUGGGACUUCAUUGAGGAGCGCGAGCAGCGGUCUGUCCCACACCUGCCGUCCUUUACUGAUGACAUCACAGAACUGAGGGAGCUCUUCAUGCAGAUGUCGGGGCCGAGCCACGAAGACGAGUCGGAGACCCCGCCCGCUGCUGACCAGUAAUCUCUAUGGUAACCUGUGCCGGAUCCACAUCAGAUCAUGUCAUCACACUUUGUGUUCGCAAGUUUGAUUCCCGAGAGGUGACGGCAGUUAAUUUAUUGUGUACAUGAGUAAAUACAGUAAAUACA